GAUUAUCGUUUUUUAGGAUUUUUCUAAUUUCUUUUUUGAACCUUUUCUUUAAUAACUUACCAUUGUUGAGUCUAAUUAAAAUUGAUAUAGUGAAAAAUUCUGCAGUGUAAAUCACAGAUAGAGAUAGUUCGAGAUGGCAGAAAAAUCCAAUGAAAAGGUGUUUGAUCCAUAUGAGGCCCGUGAAGUGGAAAAACCCUUAUCCAAUUGCGAUGCGUUAUUAUCGCUGCUGAAGUGUGUGGUCGGAACCGGUUGCUUGGCCCUGCCCCUCGCCUUCUUCUAUGUUGGCUAUGUGGGCGGCAUCAUUCUGACGAUCGUUGUCACAGCCCUUUUAAUUUAUGGAUUGCAACUACUGAUUCGUUGUAUGGUAGAGUCUAGUCGACGGAACAUGGUCGGCUAUAUGACCUUUCCAGAGACAAUGUCAUAUGCAAUUUCUGUAGGGCCGAAGUGCUGCCAUUGGGCCUCGAAGUGCUCUGGGCAUUUAGUAAAUGCUAUUCUGAUAUUCUCCCACUACGGUGUGUGCGUAGUUUAUAUCGUGUUUGUAAGCGUAAAUGUGAAGCAAGUUAUUGAUCAUAACUGCAAGGAAUUGGAUGUCCGGCUUUAUUGUUUCAUAGUAGGAAUGUUAUCAUUGCCACUAUUUCUACUGCGGCACCUGAAGUAUUUGGUGCCCACAAAUAUAAUUGCCAAUAUUUUGAUGUACACUGGUUUUGGAUGUAUCUUUUACUAUUUUUUUACAAAUUUACCUCCCAUUAAAGAUGUCGAGCUUUUUAAUUAUCAGCUUCCAUUGUUUUUUGGCAUCCUGCUGUUUGCCACUUCGUCCGUGGGCGUGAUGCUUGCCAUCGAAUCGAAAAUGGCCAAACCACGGGAUUAUCUGGGCUGGUUCGGUGUUCUGAAUCGCGGAGCAGUGUUUGUGGCUCUAACAUAUAUAAUAUUUGGAUUCAUGGGGUAUUGGCGCUAUGGUAGUAUUGUGGCGGCUAGUGUGACUUUAAAUAUGCCCACUAGUGAAGCGCUGGCGCAGGUUAUCAAACUGUUCAUUGCGAUAUCCGUGUUCUUCACGUUUCCGUUGAGUGGAUACGUUGUUGUCGAUAUCGURUGCAAUCAAUAUAUUGCAAAAAACCACAAUCCCAAGAAYCCGCAUAUGAUWGAAUACAUAUUUCGCGCUUGCUUCGUGAUUGUGUGCACAGCUAAUGCAAUCGCUUUCCCCAAUUUGGGUCCACUCUUAGCUUUGGUUGGAGCAUUUUCCAUAUCGCUACUGAAUAUCAUUUUUCCGUGUUGGAUUGAGAUCUGCCUCUUGUAUGGCUCAUCGUAUGGCCCUGGAAAAUGGAAACUGGUUAAAGAUAUAAUAAUAAUUAUAAUAGGGUUGGCUAUUCUUGGAUACGGAACUUAUUCGGCUAUCAUGGAUAUGAUCCGCGAGUAUGGCGGUAGUAAUAAUGCUGACGCUGGUGCUGAUAAUAGCAACAAAACCAAGGGAGCCGAAGAUAUAGAAGAUGAACUAAAUGCAGCUACCAUAAAUGAUCCAAUUAUUGAUGAUAUAACUCCCGCACAGAAAUUUUACUUUUGAUUGUAGAUUGCAACAAAGUUGAUCCUGACAACGUACAGAAAUCCAGAAACCCACAUAAAUAGUCUCUUCAAAGAAAAAUCAGUGCAUAAAUCUCUAUUUUAUUUAUAUUAUGAGGUGUUACCGUCGUCGUUUGAUUUCAAAUUUCGACGAGGAAGCA
Drosophila arizonae is the source of this 1715-nucleotide messenger RNA. Its product is annotated as glutamate transporter polyphemus-like. Gene Ontology annotation, biological process: amino acid transmembrane transport. Lineage: Eukaryota; Metazoa; Arthropoda; Insecta; Diptera; Drosophilidae. Gene Ontology annotation, molecular function: L-amino acid transmembrane transporter activity. Gene Ontology annotation, cellular component: vacuolar membrane. The record is from RefSeq and is a predicted model, not a curated record.